AUGGCGCUGGGAUUCUUUCAACUGUUCAGCAUUAUCCUGCUAAUGGAUCCGGCCGAAGUGAUCACAGGACCUCCGCAGGCCAAGGAUCUGCCCGCCCAGAGUCUGGAUGAGUUCCGGCAGAAGUACCUGCUACCCCUGAUCUCCUCGGACACCAGAAACUGCAGUCUUAAUGCCUGCGAAUCGCUGGGGAUUGUGUCGCAGCUCCUGAUGCUCAUCAACUCGAUGCCCAAUGGAACGCAGACCACCUCAAAUGUGCAGAAGCCUUCCAAACAGAAGUCGAAUGGCCAUGGUAAUGGAGACAGUGGCAAUAGUGGCGAGGUAGAUGCCAUGUCCCAUUUGGCCAACUUCGAUCUGGUGAAGCGAGUACGGCAGAUCGAGAGUCGCCUGCGAUCCGUGGAGCAGCCCAUCUGGCACCUGGCCACUGGCAGCCAAAUCGAGUGGAACCACUGCACCUCGGGAGUGUGUCGCUGCAAUCCGGACACCAAGAGCUUCACCUGCUGGAACACGAAUCUCAAAUCGGUGCCAGUCACUCAGGUGAUACCCAUGAACAUGGUGAACAUAGAUCUCUCUCGGAACAUCCUGUCCACCCUUCACAAGGACACCUUUCGUGGACUCACAGUGCUCAGGGAGCUGGAUAUAUCCCACAAUGUGCUGGACUUCCUUCCCUUUGAUUUGUUCCAGGAUCUGGACAGUCUCUUGGUAUUGCGCAUUCAGAACAAUCAACUGGAGGACAUUGACCAUCGAACCUUUUGGAAGCUGCGCAAUUUGAAUAUUCUGGACCUGAACAAAAAUGAGCUUGGCAUGCUGCCCGAAUCCAUGUUCUACCAUGCCCAGAGACUCACCGUGAUAAAUAUGUGCGACAAUAAGAUCCAGAACUUUCCACCUAAUCUCCUAAGAGAUCAGUUGAUGUUGGAGGAACUGGAUAUGUCGCGGAAUAAAAUCACUGAAUUGAGUUCUGGUAGCAUACGAUUUCUGACCAAACUGAAGACCCUCGACUUUGGAUGGAAUCAAAUAUCCAAGAUAGAUGAUGACUUCUUUGUGGGUCUGAGAAGUCUGCGAACCCUUUCGCUGCACAACAAUCGCAUAUCAGCGCUUUCGGCCACCAUAUUCAAUAACCUGGCCAACUUGGUCACCCUCGAUUUGACCAUGAAUCGGAUAAGUCAUAUUGAUGGCCAUGCCUUUGUGGAGCUAAAUAACUUGCAGGAAUUGUUUUUGGGCCAGAACUCCAUGUCCAGCAUUCCGGCGGAUCUUUUCCUGAAUGUCAGUGCUCUCACUCGAUUGACACUCUUUUCCAAUAAUCUGACCACCUUGGAAGCUGAUGAUUUUCAGGGACUGAGUAACCUAAAGAUUUUGUUGCUCAACAAUAAUAUUCUCAAGAAUUUCGAUGCCAGCGCCUUUGAGCCUCUUAAACAACUGGAAAAACUCCGCAUUGACUCCAAUAAGCUGAUGUUCCUGCCCACUGGAGCUCUCCAUGGCCUGGAAAAGCUGGUGGCCGUCAAGCUGGACAAGAAUCCCUGGCACUGCGACUGCCGUGCUCUCUAUUUGGCCAGGUGGAUACGGGAGUUCGUGCUGAAGCUCUGGGAUGGCCAGCAGCCCAUGUGCCGAGGUCCUGGCGAUUUGGGCGGUCACGAGGUGGGUCUGCUCCGCUAUGAUGACCUCUGCGAUGGACAGUGGGCCAGCAUGUUGUCCCUUUCACCGCGACUUCCGGUUCGAAAGCAUCAGAUAUCCACGCCGAUGAACUACACAGACUACUUCAAUCUGUAUCUGAAGCACAUCUACAAUCGCACCACCGACGAGGAGCUCAAGGAGGCCGAUAUAACCAGCGUGGCCAUAAAGAAAGUUCACAACUAAAAUAAAAUAAGGAAACAAGAGCUAAAAAUGAGUAUUUAAACAUUUAAACUUUUAUAAACUCCCUAUAU
This is a messenger RNA of Drosophila rhopaloa, 1919 nucleotides long. Its product is annotated as leucine-rich repeat-containing protein 15. Lineage: Eukaryota; Metazoa; Arthropoda; Insecta; Diptera; Drosophilidae. The transcript has 5 exons. Gene Ontology annotation, molecular function: protein binding. The coding region runs from base 1 to 1851 and encodes 616 amino acids. The record is from RefSeq and is a predicted model, not a curated record.